This is a messenger RNA of Pterocles gutturalis (yellow-throated sandgrouse), 594 nucleotides long. RefSeq names its product chromosome unknown open reading frame, human C14orf105 (gene CCDC198). The transcript has 4 exons. The record is from RefSeq and is a predicted model, not a curated record. Lineage: Eukaryota; Metazoa; Chordata; Aves; Pterocliformes; Pteroclidae. The annotation marks the transcript as partial.
AGGCUUGAACCUGCCAGCCCUCCACAAGCAAUUGCUCCUGCAAAGCCCUGGAGUCAGCAAGUGGCUGUGAGCCCAGAACCAAAGGCUCCAGAGAAAAGGGGGCAAAGCCUGAGACCCCUCCCUGGCAGGCGGCAGCACUUGUACAAGCUGCAGAUGCUGGACUUGACGCGCAGGCGCCGAGAGGCAGAGCUGAAGCGCAAUCUCCACAGGGAGGCAAAAAUCAAUAAACAAAAACCGAGGGAAUUCAGCCCAGAGAAAGUCCUUGACGCUCUCCAGAGAGGCAACAGCGCUGAAAGCCCAGACCUCAUCCCUGCUGAGCACAAUCAGCGUUUACAUGGAGACAACCACGGUAACCCGUGGGGUGGAGGACUCUCCCGGCAGCAGGAUGGGGCUGAGCUCUCUCCGGGCAGGAGCAGGAAGGUUGACCUGUGGUUCUGCAGGGAGCCGCGGACCAGGGAUGUGUUCUGGGACACCUCCAGCACAGGGUCCGAGGAGUGGGAAAGGGAAGAGAAGAUUUACCGCAAACCUGCGCUUGUGAGAACCAAGACGGAGAGAGUGUCUCUCUUUGGUGACUUCUUUGAUAAGGAUUCCUAG